Messenger RNA from Cladophialophora carrionii CBS 160.54, 1608 nucleotides. RefSeq lists its product as uncharacterized. Bases 1 to 1608 code for a protein of 535 amino acids. The transcript has a single exon. Gene Ontology annotation, biological process: rRNA processing; DNA-templated DNA replication. The record is from RefSeq and is a predicted model, not a curated record. Lineage: Eukaryota; Fungi; Ascomycota; Eurotiomycetes; Chaetothyriales; Herpotrichiellaceae. Gene Ontology annotation, cellular component: nuclear pre-replicative complex. Gene Ontology annotation, molecular function: protein binding.
AUGCUCACAGAGAGCUUCAUUGCCGCGACGCUUGCUGCAAACAAAGCUCCGGCUCAUGCUACCGCUGCGUUGAAGGACGUAGGCCUAUUUCUGCACGAGUUCCAACCACAGAGCACGCUCCGUCAUGGGUUCAAGAAGUGUUCGAGUCAACCGGAUUGCGUUGCCAUCAGUGACUCGCACGUCUUCGCGGCUCAAGCAGACAAGGCGGUAGUGAAUGUCUACAACAGAGAAAGAGGCAACCAGGAGGCAACAGUGCCAUUCCCUGAACGAAUACACAGCGUCGCAUAUGCCAAGUUGGCCGACAUCCUCGUUCUAGGCACGGAGGGCGGGAAACUGAUACUAUGGGAGUUGGCCACAGGCAGAGUAACGAAUUCUUCUGCGUCUCAUUUGCAAGCCGUCUCACGUCUCUGCAUCACCCCUAAGAAUGAAUACAUCCUUUCUGGCUCUGCUGACUCGAGUAUCCACCUAUGGUCGCUAGCAAGACUCGUUUCCUUUGAGCAGCCGUCAGAUAGCUAUGGCUCCGAGGAACCCUCGAACGCACCCGCUCAGACUUUCUCUGGACAUCGAACCGCCAUCACUGCCCUUGCUUGUGGACAUUCGCUCAUCUCCACCAACUUUGCAGUAUCAGCGUCCGAUGACGGCACUUGCUAUGUCUGGCAUAUCUCAACUUGCCAAGUUCUGCGGACGCUGUUGUUGCCCUCUCUCCCGGUUUCCAUCACUCUUGACCCUGCAGAUCGAGCAAUUUACUUCGGAUGCAACGAUGGGCGAAUCCAAGCGUGGGAUAUCUUCAUGCAUGUAUCAAAAUUGAACGUGCCUUUGUCCAGCUCUUCACAGCUCCCACCCAUCCAGCUGCUAGAUAAGGACAGCUGGUCGGCACCAUCCUCAGACCUCGGAUCAGCAAAUUGCCUGACUAUAUCAUACGAUGGAACAGCUCUGCUGUCCGGACAUGCCAACGGGGCCAUCAUUCGCUGGGACGUGGCCAAGCAUCGAAUCCUCAACGAAAUAACAAACCUGGGGCAACCUGUCACGAACAUCUCAAUGCUGAGUCCCGAAGGAUUUCCAAACGAGAAGAAAGCCAAAUAUGUCAUCCCACAAGUCAUCAAGCCGAAUCUCGAAUUCUCGUCGAUGAGGAACAAUGGUACGUGUGGCAUCCCCGCCAAUUACAGCCUCCACGUCAUGAUCACAAACUCGACAACUGGCCCAGAGCACGAUGACUUUGAGCACGCUCUCACUGGUCCUGGGAUCUCGCAGGCCAUGCUCGAUGCAGCAGUCCAUUCUCUCGCUCUAGGCAGUGCUCCACAAGGACUACCCUCCACAGACACCACCGCUCUCGCAAAAACGGAAAGGCUAGAGGAGGAGGUCACAAAGCUCAAGCAGCAGCUCGCUACAAUACGCAAUGUCGAAGAGAAACGCAAAGCCAGGAAGUUAGCAAGGAUCGCCAAGCGUGACGAGCUGGGCAUGAAGAAGAGGGAAGCAUACUUCGAAGCCAAGAAGCUAGGAAAGGACGGAGAUGCCGCGAUGAAGAGUUGGGAGCGUAAGGAGGCCGAGGUGGAUCAAGAAAGUGAUGAAGAAGCGCUAGAGGAUAGAGAUCAGAUGGAUAUCAGCUGA